Molecule: messenger RNA, 813 nt
Organism: Podospora pseudopauciseta
Lineage: Eukaryota; Fungi; Ascomycota; Sordariomycetes; Sordariales; Podosporaceae
Exons: 1
Coding region: 1-813 (270 amino acids)
Source: RefSeq, a predicted model, not a curated record
AUGCAUCUUCCUAUGCAAUUUCUCCUCGCUCCGGCUCUUCUUACCGGCCUUGGUGUUUUCGCCCGCGGCCCGCCCCCCCCUCAGCAGAGGAUGGACCCGACAAGCGACAAGCUGGAAAAGUGUGGUUGCACCAAGAUUGCAAACGCCAUCAUGAAGUGCCAGGGAAUCGACUGGAAGAACACAAGGUCCGACAAAGAAACCCGCGACUGCGUGUGUAUUUCCAAUGAAGACCGCGAAAACGCGUGGUAUGGUUACAUCCACAACUGCCGCGCUUGCCUCAGCCCAGGCAGCUACGACAUCAACGAUUUUUUCGACAACUUCUCACGCACAUUCUCGCAACUGUUGGUUUCCUGCACUAAUGCUGGCGGAGGUGUCACCGCAGAUGGGAGCAGCAUUUGCGCCAGCAAUUACUACUUUGAAGGCUGUGUUUCACUUAAACCUAAUGGCAACAGCUGGGCCAGUUAUGAGGUUUUUGGUCGGAAUGGCGAUGAGGCUCAGAAAGGGAACGGAACGAGGGCCCUCAAUUUGGUGAAUCCCAAUGGAGAUGACUUGGGCUCGGACUCGGACGACGAAGGAACCAGCACGACCCUCACCCUGACUACUUCUACCAGCUCGGUCACUGCCCCGACUACGGAUGGCCAGGAUGUCACGACCACCCAAGCUGAAGAGUCUGCAACUCAGGAUCCAACAACCAGUACCGAGACUACUCCUGCUGGCACUACCGCCCCUGCUGGGUCUUCUGCUAUGAGCGGCGCUGUCGUCCCUGGGUUUAUGAUGGCUGUUGCUUUGGGAGUGGGAUCCAUGUUGAUUUAG